CCCUCCGCUCUCCCGGGGGCCCGGAGGUCGAGAGGAAGCGGCCUGGCGGCUGGGCAGAAAGGACACUCGGACGCCUUCCCCGGGGACCCAGCGCGCGUGCUUGCCCGCUGCGCACGCCCACUUGGCCACCCGCUCUGGUCAGAGAAUUCAGUUACAAUGGGGAACGUUUUUGAAAAACUGUUUAAAAGUCUAUUUGGGAAAAAAGAGAUGCGGAUUCUUAUGGUGGGUUUGGAUGCCGCUGGAAAAACCACCAUCUUGUAUAAAUUGAAGCUGGGAGAGAUUGUGACUACCAUCCCUACGAUAGGUUUCAACGUGGAGACGGUAGAAUAUAAAAACAUCAGCUUCACAGUCUGGGAUGUUGGUGGCCAGGACAAAAUCAGACCUUUGUGGCGACAUUAUUUCCAGAACACACAAGGUCUGAUUUUUGUGGUCGACAGUAAUGAUAGAGAGCGGGUCAAUGAAGCCCGAGAAGAACUAACCAGAAUGUUAGCCGAAGAUGAGCUCAGAGAUGCAGUUUUAUUGGUGUUUGUAAAUAAACAGGAUCUUCCCAAUGCUAUGAACGCAGCAGAGAUCACAGACAAGCUUGGCUUACAUUCCCUCCGCCAGAGAAACUGGUACAUUCAGGCUACUUGUGCCACCAGUGGAGAUGGGCUUUACGAAGGCCUGGACUGGCUCUCCAACCAGCUCAAAAACCAGAAGUGAUGGGAAGCGCUGCGUUCCCUGUGCGUCGUGGCAAAGCCAGCUGGCCUCUUCUGUGUGCAUGUGUGCGUGUGAGGAGCCGAGUGUGGGUGCGUGGCCGGGCGUGGGAGCAGCUUUCUCACGUGGUGCCUUAUAUGCCCUCUAAGGGAACCAGUCUUACAUGUUACAAACAACCAGUGUUACAUUUUAUAUGCUACUUUCCAUUUCAAUAGCUUUGGUGACCAGUUUUGCAGUCGACGGAGGAGUCCCGAGGGCUCCCUGGUGCCCGAUAGCCAGAGUGGUCUUCGUGGUGGGAGGAAGGGGGAGGGCGGGCCGUGGACUGACUUCCUUUGUGUGGUUCUAGCCCAGGCCUGGGGGGGGGGGCGGUCUCUGCACACCUGGGGGUCCUGUUAGACUUGGCAUCCUUUCGUAAAAAGGAAGGAACUGUCAUUCUUUCCCAUCACUGCCAGAGCUAGCAGCUCACUUUUCAGUGCUUUAAAGCAAAUGAUCCUCAAAGACAAAAAGGCCCUUGCUUACCGCAGAUGUUAAGUUGUUAAGAUGUUAAGAUCUGAGCUUAAGUUAUUUUCUAGCCCAGACAUCCUGGUUUAAUGGACUUCGUUGGGAGAAAUCAGUGAUCUUUUUUCAUUAGAAAAAACCCCCGUAACACUAGACCCCGUAACAGUAGAAAUCAUCUAGUCCUUCGCUUCCUUGCCUCGUAUUUGCCACAUGGAGACCCUUUGGGGUAGGAACCCAGCGCACGGCCGAGGCUCUUUACUGAAGCCAUGCCUCCGCUCACAGGGCCGGGUUAAGGAGGGGGAGGCGCCGCCGUGUUUGUGUCCCUAUGUCACUGUCUCCUGAGGCUGCCACUCCCACUCCUCGGUGCUGAAUGUUCUCCGCUCGAAGCAGGAGCUUCGCUCCCGGGAUAGAAUCGUCACCGUGUACAGUGUCUUAGCCCAACUUGCAGUUUAGCUUAGCUGUGUUCCCAGAACCACACACCUGUGAGUUCUGAGCGUUUGUGAGAGAAUCAAGAGGUUCAUUCGGGGAACGAGACUCCCAGCAGCCGAGCUGGUUGGUGCUAAGCUUUGCUAUGAAGAAUGUCUCGUCCAGACCACUCUCCGUGGCACUGACUCCCUCUUCUGGUUGGCAAUACUGUCUUCCGUGGAAACGUGCUUUAUGUUGUCCUCAAAAUAGUAGUAACAGUGGCCUGGAAAUGAGCUGGAUUCACUCAAUAAGCCUAGAGGUCUUUUGCCCAGACAGCUGUUGGCCACAUUUGUACCUAAGUUGUUCCACUACUACCUUUUAAAAUUCCUUUUUCAAAAAAAAUCUUCAUUUCAGAUUACAGAGGAGGAGAAUGUAAGAUGAAUUUUAACAAAAGUAAACCUUGUUUGCUGAUAACAAUGAAGUUGCUCUUACUAGGAAGAAAUUUCAUGCCAUGAUAAAUGUGGAGUUUUUUCUUUAAAACAUUGACUUUGAAGAAUGUUCUUUGCAAUACUGGCAAUGAAGUCCAGAUUUGAUUUUUAACCAUGGAGUUAAGUCCUGAGAAAGAUUUAGAUUGUACGCCUCAAAUUGGCAGGGACUGUGUCUCAGACUUUUGUGUUUAUGCUUAGUGCCGUGUACGUGGUACAGUGCUGUGCCCCAUUAAACACUUGUUGAUUGGU
Eubalaena glacialis (North Atlantic right whale) is the source of this 2336-nucleotide messenger RNA. Its product is annotated as ADP-ribosylation factor 2. NCBI's taxonomy places the organism in Eukaryota, Metazoa, Chordata, Mammalia, Artiodactyla, Balaenidae. The transcript is spliced from 5 exons. Gene Ontology annotation, molecular function: GTP binding; GTPase activity. The coding region runs from base 157 to 702 and encodes 181 amino acids. Gene Ontology annotation, cellular component: plasma membrane; cytoplasm. Gene Ontology annotation, biological process: vesicle-mediated transport; intracellular protein transport. The record is from RefSeq and is a predicted model, not a curated record.